UCGGAAGGGGGGGAGGGGCGUCCCGUCGGCAGGCACGCAGACAGCAGGCAGCAGCUGCAGCGAGAGGAGCCCGGUGCUGCUUCGUCUCCGUUAAAACAGUCCCAAAACCACCUUUUAGCCGCGCAUCGCACGCGACGAGGCAACGCACGCAUCCGCAUCGAAAAUGGUAGACCGCGAGCAACUGGUGCAGAAAGCCCGGCUGGCCGAGCAGGCGGAGCGGUACGACGACAUGGCAGCUGCCAUGAAAUCGGUCACAGAGUUGAAUGAAGCACUAUCCAACGAGGAGAGGAACCUGCUCUCUGUGGCCUACAAGAACGUGGUGGGGGCACGGCGUUCUUCCUGGCGCGUCAUCUCCAGCAUCGAGCAGAAGACGUCGGCCGAUGGCAAUGAAAAGAAGAUCGAGAUGGUGCGGGCCUACCGGGAAAAGAUCGAGAAGGAGCUGGAGGCCGUGUGCCAGGAUGUGCUGAAUCUCCUUGACAACUUCCUGAUCAAGAAUUGCAACGAGACGCAGCACGAGAGCAAAGUCUUCUACCUGAAGAUGAAGGGCGACUACUACCGCUACCUGGCCGAAGUGGCCACGGGGGAGAAGAGAGCCUCGGUGGUGGAGUCCUCUGAGAAGUCCUACAGCGAGGCCCAUGAGAUCAGCAAAGAGCACAUGCAGCCCACCCACCCCAUCCGCCUGGGUCUGGCUCUCAACUACUCCGUCUUCUACUACGAGAUCCAGAACGCCCCGGAGCAGGCCUGCCAUCUGGCCAAGACCGCCUUUGAUGACGCCAUCGCCGAGCUGGACACCCUCAACGAAGACUCCUACAAAGACUCCACUCUCAUCAUGCAGCUGCUACGAGACAACUUGACGCUGUGGACGAGCGACCAGCAGGACGACGACGGAGGAGAGGGCAACAACUAAAGAGCCCAGCACCUCAUUCUGCCAAAAUAACACGCGCGCUCACAAAUGAUGACAAAAUAAUAAUAGUUGAAAAUAAAAAUCUUAGAAAUUAAAAAAAGGGAAGGGUGGUGGGGUGGUGGAACAUUGGCGGCCAAUUUAGCCAAUGGUACUAACACGGCUGCUGUUCUUUAUUUUUCCACAAAUUAAAAGUGAAAAAAGCAGGAGGAGGGAAGAUGAUUUUAGUUUGAGAAAUAACCUCAGAUCAAAAAAUAAAAGAAAAGAAUGAACCCCCUCCUUGAUAGCCUCUGCAGCAUUUGCCAAAAUACCACUUUAGAAGCAAGAGGUAUGUAAUUCAUGGCAGUGUGACUAUUGGGUAGUUAUACCUUCACACCGACAGAGACUGGUCUUAUCGCGCAAAUGAAGCUGAGCUGUCUUAUUGUAUUUGGUGAGGGGAGGAGCAUCGUUCAGGCGCUUGAGCAUCAAGAAAAUUAGAGUAACCUUGAGUCGUGACUGAGAGACAGACAGACAGAUAGAGUGAGUGGGAUAGCAGACGGCUGACGGACAUGAAGACGGGCUUUUAGGGGUGUCGGACUUCAAUAUGUAACUUCAAACGUACCCAACAUCUUUAAGUUGCGCUACACUAUGACCGUCGAGUGAGAAAUGGGUUGUCUCUGUUACUGAAGAUAACAUAAAAACUGUUUUUGUUUGCUUUGUGUCAGGUAUGUGUCCAGCUGAGUCACACAGUCAUACUGUAACUAAAAAUACAAAUUCAUGGAGUAAAGUUAGUGCAGCUUGUCCCUCUCAUGUGCUGAUGUGCUUUAUUGAAUAAAUUAACUGUUUUUGGACACAUAAUUCUUAUUGUCAGUAUUGUCGUUACUAUAACAACUCAUAUUGCCUCCUUAUACCUUUAGGGAGCGAUUUGAUUCACAGAAAGAUAUAUAAAAUAAAUAAGAACAACAAAUGAGGACUUUUAAUUGAGAAAUGAGCCAGUAGGAGACGAGUGAGUCGCCCCGUUCCUCUAAUUAUGCUAUCGUCAUAACAAUCAUAAGAAGUCAGAACCCGUACCUGGAACCACAGACUCGAUUAGGGAACUAAGUAUAAUUUGUGGACAGAGCACAUGCAAUGUUAAGUGGAAGCUCAAAAAGCAGAUUUUGAAGUUUGUGGAUUUAUUUUGUCUUCAGUUUCUUCUUGGUCAAGAAAUGCACUUGCCUAUUAUACUGUUUCUUCAGUGUAAGAUGAUAACUGCUCCAAUAUUCUCCAUAAUACAAUAUUGUGCAUGCUGGUGAUGUAUUUAUACAGUAGCUUCAAUUUAUUAACUUAUACUGUAGAUGUUAUGUAUUCAUAUGAACCUGACCUUAAUCGGAUUAUUUUCUAUUUAUUUCUUUUUAUUGCGAUUGUUAGCUAGACCUUAUUUUAUUCUGUGUUUUCUUUACUCCAUUUGCUGAAGUACGCUAUACCAAAACAGUGAUUGUUAACAAUAAAUUGAUCUGUUAUGGA
Messenger RNA from Betta splendens (Siamese fighting fish), 2383 nucleotides. RefSeq names its product 3-monooxygenase/tryptophan 5-monooxygenase activation protein, gamma polypeptide 1 (gene ywhag1). NCBI's taxonomy places the organism in Eukaryota, Metazoa, Chordata, Actinopteri, Anabantiformes, Osphronemidae. Gene Ontology annotation, biological process: signal transduction. Gene Ontology annotation, molecular function: protein kinase C binding. Bases 164 to 907 code for a protein of 247 amino acids. The record is from RefSeq and is a predicted model, not a curated record. Gene Ontology annotation, cellular component: cytoplasm. The transcript has 2 exons.